Messenger RNA from Alternaria infectoria, 459 nucleotides. RefSeq lists its product as uncharacterized. The record is from RefSeq and is a predicted model, not a curated record. The transcript has 3 exons. NCBI's taxonomy places the organism in Eukaryota, Fungi, Ascomycota, Dothideomycetes, Pleosporales, Pleosporaceae. The coding region runs from base 1 to 459 and encodes 152 amino acids.
AUGUCUGGAUCCAUCCCCACCUCCACCUCGGUCAGCGAGUCAGCCGUCAUCGACGCGUCGUUCAGCGAUGUCUGGCACCUGAUCAAGCUCCAGGACUUCAGCAAGUUCUGGUCCAAGCUCGACAAGAGCGAGUUUGUCAAGGGCACCUCAGAGGAGACCGACAUCGUCAAGUGGACCUUCAAGGACGGCGCCGAGCUUGAGGUCAAGCAGGAGGAGCACUCCUCCAUCGACCACUUCAUCACAUACUCUGUCAUCACCUCCAAGCCCGAGCUCUCUUACUCCUCCGUCGUGUCCACCAUCCGCGUAUACCCCGUCACCUCCGGCGCACACGAGGGCAAGACCUUCAUCACAUGGUCUGGCAACUUCAGUAGCGACGCCGAUGCCAGCGUAAUCCAGGAUGCCAAGUUCAAGCGCCGCGAGGCCCUUGCCGACCUCGCCAAAGUCGCCUCCAAGAAAUAG